AUGAAGAGGAAGGCAGUCGCCGCGGCCGUGAACCCUAAGCUCGCCAAGUUCUCCAAGAAGGACACUGAAGAGAAGCAGCUCGUCGUUAUUCACUGGCUGCGUCAGAACUACUACUUGGGCAGCGGCGGUUCCACGCCCAAGGCGCUGCUGUUCCAGGAGUACCUCGACAUGUGCCAGGCGGAGAACGUGGAGCCCACCUCCAACUCGGCCUUUGGCAAGCUCGUUCGCACGGCCUUCCCGGGCGUGCAGUCGAGCAGGAAGGGACCGCGCGGGGCGGCCAAGCACCAGUACAAGAACCUGCUGCCCAUCGCCCUGGCGGCCGGCGGCGAGCGAGCACGCGUGGUGGUGAGCAGCAUGGGCGAGAGCGAGCCCAGCAGCGAGGCGCACGACGACGAGGAGUACGAGGAGGAGCUCGAGGCUUCUUCGAGCUCCUUCACCAUCGUCGGCUCUUCGUCAUCGCCCGUCUCUUCGCCGCAGCAGGCCUCGCCCGUUCGCCACCGCCGCCAGGCCUACGAGUCAAGCCCGGUCAGCGACGAGUCAAGCUCUUCUUCUUCCUCCUCUUCGUUCUACUUCUCGUCCGCGCCCGGGCCCGUUCCCUCGUCGCCCGCCUCGUCGGCGCUGGAGGACGGCGACCAGCUGGCCUCUUCCCCGACGCUUUCGUUCUCCUACUCUUCGUCGCCGUCAUCGUCACCCCUGGCGGUGAUGCCGAUGAUGACCCACUCGGCCGAGUGGAUGCCGCCCAUCUUGCAAGUCGUGGACGGCGUGUCGGCCCAGCACCACCACUGCCAGCACCUCCCGUACCGUCAGCACGAGCUCGAAGAGGGAGCGCAGAGCUCGUUCGAUGACAUAAUCGACGCCUACGGCGCCGAGGCCGCGGCGGCGGCCGAGCAGGGCGUGUGGGAGGGCGACGACGUGGAGGCCUUCUUCUCGAUCACGACCAGCCCCUACGCCGCUUCGAGCUUCCUGAUGCCCUCGGCUCACGGCUACGGCUCGUUUGGCACCGACUUCGGGUUCGUGGGCGCGAACGAGCGACGAGAAGAGGAAGCUCAGAUGAUGUGGUGCAGCAGCGGCUCGAGCGUGGAGGAUAUAUUAUCCGCCAACAAGGGGGAGGAGUGGAUCGACAACAUCCUCCAGGGCUGCAACUAG
Acanthamoeba castellanii str. Neff is the source of this 1146-nucleotide messenger RNA. RefSeq names its product RFX DNAbinding domain containing protein. Bases 1 to 1146 code for a protein of 381 amino acids. The transcript is spliced from 3 exons. Gene Ontology annotation, molecular function: RNA polymerase II cis-regulatory region sequence-specific DNA binding; DNA-binding transcription factor activity, RNA polymerase II-specific. The record is from RefSeq and is a predicted model, not a curated record. Gene Ontology annotation, biological process: regulation of transcription by RNA polymerase II. NCBI's taxonomy places the organism in Eukaryota, Discosea, Longamoebia, Acanthamoebidae.